UUCCACCCAUCCAAUAAUGGCCCUUCAAUAUCUUUCAUCCUAUUCCUCACUCUCCCAACUCAUCACCAUUCUUUGCUUCUAUAUCAUUCUUCAUUUCCCCUUUUAUUCAUCGUCGUCAUCAUUUCAUGUCUCUUCUACAUCUACUUUUACUCCUAUCACUUCUCCUUUGAUUAUUAAGCAAGGAAAAGAAGCACUCACUCUCAUAACAUGGAAAUCUAGCCUUCAUACUCAAUCACAAACUUUCCUUUCUUCUUGGUCUGGAGUUUCCCCAUGCAAUCAUUGGUUUGGAGUUACUUGCCACAAGUCAGGAAGUGUCUCCAGUUUAAACCUUGAGAAUUGUGGUCUAAGAGGUACGCUCCACAAUCUUGAUUUCUUUUCACUCCCUAAUCUCCUCACUCUUAAUCUUUCUAACAACUCCUUCUAUGGAACCAUUCCUAUCCAUAUUGGUAAUCUUUCCAAAUUGAUCACCAUCCUUGAUUUGGGUUUCAAUAAUUUCAAUGGCAUCAUACCUCACCAAGUUGGAUUGCUAACAUCUCUUAGUUUUCUUGUUUUGGCUUCCAACUAUUUAAGAGGUCCCAUCCCGCCUUCCAUAGGAAACUUGAGGAAUUUAACCACUUUGCACCUUUAUGAGAAUGAGCUUUCUGGUUCUAUCCCUCAAGAAAUUGGAUUGUUGAGAUCUCUUAAUGAUCUUGAGUUGUCAACUAACAAUCUCAGUGGUCCCAUCCCGCCUUCCAUAGGAAACUUGAGGAAUUUAACCACUUUGUACCUUCAUACUAACAAACUUUCUGGUUCUAUUCCUCAAGAAAUUGGAUUGUUGAGAUCUCUUAAUGAUCUUGAGUUGUCAACUAACAAUCUCAGUGGUCCCAUCCCGCCUUCCAUAGGAAACUUGAGGAAUUUAACCACUUUGUACCUUUAUCAGAAUGAGCUUUCUGGUUUGAUCCCUCAAGAAAUUGGAUUGUUGAGAUCUCUUAAUGAUCUUGAGUUGUCAACUAACAAUCUUAGUGGUCCCAUCCCGCCUUCCAUAGGAAACUUGAGGAAUUUAACCACUUUGUACCUUUAUCAGAAUGAGCUUUCUGGUUUGAUCCCUCAAGAAAUUGGAUUGUUGAGAUCUCUUAAUGAUCUUGAGUUGUCAACUAACAAUCUUAGUGGUCCCAUCCCGCCUUCCAUAGGAAACUUGAGGAAUUUAACCACUUUGUACCUUUAUCAGAAUGAGCUUCCUGGUUUGAUCCCUCAAGAAAUUGGAUUGUUGAGAUCUCUUAAUGAUCUUGUCUUGUCAACUAACAAUCUCAGUGGUCCCAUCCCGCCUUCCAUAGGAAACUUGAGGAAUUUAACCACUUUGUACCUUUAUCAGAAUGAGCUUUCUGGUUUGAUCCCUCAAGAAAUUGGAUUGUUGAGAUCUCUUAAUGAUCUUAAGUUGUCAACUAACAAUCUUAGUGGUCCCAUCCCGCCUUCCAUAGGAAACUUGAGGAAUUUAACCACUUUGUACCUUCAUAGGAAUGAGCUUUCUGGUUCUAUCCCUCAAGAAAUUGGAUUGUUGAGAUCUCUUAAUAAUCUUGCCUUGUCAACUAACAAUCUCAAUGGUCCCAUCCCGCCUUCCAUAGGAAACUUGAGGAAUUUAAUCAAUUUGUACCUUUAUAAUAAUGAACUUUCUGGUCCCAUCCCUCAAGAAAUUGGAUUGUUGAGAUCUCUUAUUGAACUUGACUUGUCUGAUAACAAUUUGACGGGUUCGAUCCCUACUUCCAUAGGAAACUUGGUCAAUUUAAUGUAUUUGUAUCUUUCUCAUAAUAAACUGUUUGGUUCCAUUCCACAAGAGAUUGAAUUGUUGAGCACUCUUAAUAAUCUUGAGUUGUCAAAUCACAUUUUGAGUGGUCCGAUCCCUCAUUCGAUUGGAAACCUGAGCAACUUAAUCAGUUUGUUCCUUCAGGGUAAUAAACUUUCUGGUUUCAUUCCAUCAGAGAUUGGAUUGUUGAGAUCCCUUAAAGAUCUUGAUUUAUCAAAUAACAAUCUCAUUGGUUCGAUUCCGACUUCCAUUGGAAACUUGAGCAACUUAGUCACUUUGUUUGUUCAUUCCAAUAAGCUUAAUGGUUCCAUCCCACAAGAUAUUCAUUUGCUAAGUUCCCUCAGUGUUCUAGCCUUGUCAAAUAACAAUCUCUCUGGCAUCAUUCCUCAUUCUUUAGGAAAAUUAGGCAGCUUAACUGCCUUAUACCUCCGAAAUAACAGUCUUUCAGGUUCAAUUCCUUACUCAAUAGGAAACUUGUCCAAGUUAAAUACUUUAGAUCUUCAUUCUAAUCAACUUUUUGGUUCCAUUCCUCGAGAAGUUGGAUUUUUGAGGUCUCUUUUUGCUCUUGAUUUGUCAAAUAACAAACUCACUGGUUCAAUCCCUACUUCCAUAGGAAACUUGGUCAACUUAACUACUUUGCACAUUUCCAAAAAUCAGCUUUUUGGUUCCAUACCUCAGGAAGUUGGAUGGUUGAAAUCCCUUGAUAAACUUGACUUGUCUGAUAACAAGAUCACUGGUUCAAUCCCUGCUUCCAUAGGGAACUUGGGUAAUUUAACUGUAUUGUAUCUUUCUGAUAACAAAAUCAAUGGCUCAAUUCCUCCUGAAAUGAGACACCUUACACGUUUGAGAUCUUUAGAGUUAUCUGAGAAUCAUUUGACUGGCCAACUACCGCAUGAGAUAUGUCUUGGUGGAGUACUUGAAAAUUUUACAGCUGAAGGAAACCAUCUCACUGGAUCUAUCCCAAAGAGCUUGAGAAACUGCACUAGCUUAUUCAGAGUUAGGCUAGAAAGAAACCAACUUGCAGGAAAUAUAACAGAAGAUUUCGGUAUAUACCCGAAUUUACUUUUUAUUGACCUGAGUUACAACAAAUUGUAUGGUGAGCUUUCACAUAAAUGGGGGCAGUGCAAUAGUCUGACAAGCCUAAAAAUCUCCAAUAACAAUAUUUCUGGUAUGAUACCACAUCAACUUGGGGAGGCAACCAAACUAGAACAACUUGACCUCUCUUCAAAUCAUCUUGUUGGGGAGAUACCAAAAGAAUUGGGUAUGUUGAAGUCACUGUUCAAUUUGGUGAUAGACAACAACAAACUUUCAGGCAACAUUCCUUUGGAAUUAGGAAAUUUGUCCGAUCUCGUACAUCUUAACUUGGCAUCAAACCAUUUAAGUGGCCCAAUUCCCCAACAAGUUCGAUACUUUCGGAAAUUGUUGUCCUUGAAUUUGAGCAAUAAUAAGUUUGGGGAAAGCAUUCCCGCUGAGAUUGGGAAUGUGAUCACCCUUGAGAGUCUUGACCUUUGCCAAAAUAUGUUGACAGGAGAGAUACCACAACAACUUGGAGAAUUACAAAGCUUGGAAACAUUGAAUCUCUCCCAUAACAACCUCUCAGGUACCAUCCCACCCACUUUUGAUGAUUUGCGAGGCCUGACAUCCAUAAAUAUAUCCUACAAUCAGUUGGAAGGUCCGCUACCCAACCUCAAAGCUUUUCGAGAUGCCCCAUUUGAGGCAUUAAGAAAUAACAAAGGUUUGUGUGGUAACAUCACUGGUCUCGAGGCAUGCAACACUGGCAAAAAGAAGGGGAACAGAUUUUUUCUUUUGAUUAUACUCCUUAUUUUGAGCAUUCCAUUGCUUUCAUUUAUUUCUUAUGGAAUUUAUUUUCUUCGUCGAAUGGUAAGGAGUAGAAAAAUCAAUUCUAGAGAAGUAGCAACUCAUCAAGAUCUAUUCGCAAUAUGGGGCCAUGAUGGGGAAAUGUUAUAUGAACACAUCAUUGAGGGGACUGAAGAUUUUAACUCAAAAAAUUGUAUUGGCACCGGAGGAUAUGGAACUGUUUACAAGGCCGAGUUGCCUACAGGUCGAGUUGUUGCUGUGAAAAAACUUCACUCAACACAAGAUGGAGAGAUGGCUGAUCUGAAAGCUUUCAAAAGUGAGAUUCAUGCUUUAGCAGAGAUACGACAUCGCAACAUUGUCAAGCUUUAUGGCUUUUGUUCAUGUUCAGAAAACUCAUUUUUGGUUUAUGAGUUCAUGGAAAAGGGAAGUUUGAGAAACAUUCUAAGCAACAAGGAAGAAGCAAUGGAGUUUGAUUGGGUUUUGAGGCUAAAUGUUGUCAAAGGCAUGGCUGAAGCUUUAUCUUAUAUGCACCAUGAUUGCUCCCCUCCUUUAAUUCACCGAGACAUAUCGAGCAACAAUGUUCUGUUAGAUUCAGAAUAUGUAGCUCAUGUAUCCGACUUCGGCACAGCUCGACUUCUGAAGUCAGACUCAUCUAAUUGGACUUCAUUUGCAGGAACUUUUGGUUAUAUUGCUCCAGAACUUGCUUAUGGCUCAAAGGUGGACAAUAAAACAGAUGUUUAUAGCUUUGGAGUGGUAACAUUGGAAGCAAUUUUUGGAAAGCAUCCUGGGGAACUCAUCUCAUCGCUCUUUUCAUCAGCGUCCUCGUCAUCCUCAUCACCAUCAACUGUCUAUCAUUUACUGUUGAAUGAAGAGAUAGACCAACGUCUCUCACCUCCUAUGAAUCAAGUGGCUGAGGAAGUAGUGGUUGCAGUGAAGUUAGCACUUGCAUGUAAUCCCCAAUCUCGACCAACCAUGCGACAAGUUUGUCAAGCACUCUCAACACGGUGGCCGCCAUUGUCAAAACCAUUCACCAUGAUUACUUUGGGCGAAUUGCUUGGUCAUGGAGGUGAAACUACUUGAGGGUCUUCACUUCUCCUUGUAUAUAUAUUUGUUGUCAUGCAUUGUGUGCGCCUUGGCUUUUACUUUUCUUUGUCUUUGUAUUAUGUUUUCUUAUUUCAGUCAAGUACGGUUUGCUUUAUAAAUCAAGUGUUAUUAUGCAA
Molecule: messenger RNA, 4818 nt
Organism: Vitis vinifera (wine grape)
Lineage: Eukaryota; Viridiplantae; Streptophyta; Magnoliopsida; Vitales; Vitaceae
Product: probable leucine-rich repeat receptor-like protein kinase At1g35710
Biological process (GO): hormone-mediated signaling pathway; protein phosphorylation
Cellular component (GO): plasma membrane
Molecular function (GO): protein binding; protein kinase activity; ATP binding
Source: RefSeq, a predicted model, not a curated record